Messenger RNA from Abrus precatorius (Indian licorice), 1146 nucleotides. RefSeq lists its product as uncharacterized. The transcript has 2 exons. Gene Ontology annotation, molecular function: zinc ion binding. Bases 354 to 1043 code for a protein of 229 amino acids. The record is from RefSeq and is a predicted model, not a curated record. NCBI's taxonomy places the organism in Eukaryota, Viridiplantae, Streptophyta, Magnoliopsida, Fabales, Fabaceae.
UUUGUGUUGUUGUUGGCAGGGUCACUGUCCCCGCCUUCUCUUCUUCCACCACACUACUCUCCCUCUCAUCCUUUAUCUCUCCAUUCUCAGUAAUAAAACGACGCUACUUUCCUCAACCCCUUCCAAAACUUGACACUUUUCAAACUUUGCAUUCAUGGGCUUCAAGGGAAUGCUCACCUAAUCCACUCCACUUGCUCAAAUCUUUAUCCCCCAAUUCCUUCUUUUGUUUUCUUGUUAUAUGCUCCUACACAAACCCCAAGGCUCCAACGUUUGAGGCAUUUCAUGUUUUGUUUCAUCCUCUGAGAGAGAAAACAUUGUUGUUGUUUCUUUGUUCUUCUCUUCUGGCUCCAAAAAUGUCAACUUUGCAGAUGUCACAUGUUGAUUUGGAGCAGGGGAAUCAUCGUCCUUCUGUUGUUGGGAGUGAUGUGAGUGGUGAGGGGAGUUUGUGUUUUUCUGAUGCUGAUGAUGGUUCUUGCUAUUCUCGUUUCUACUCAACAAAUGGUGGUUCAUACGAUGAUUACAGCUUUGCUUGUGUUUCUGACCCUGAAGUUGGGGGUGUUCCUGAAUCUGGUAGAGCUUCUUCUGUUUCUGAUUGUUCUGUGGAGGUGGAAACUAGAAAUGGGGUUCCUGAGAUCAAGGUGCAUUUGGCUAAAGUGGAGAGGGAUUGUAGGAUUUGUCACAUGGGUUUGGAGAGUGAGAGUCAUGAGUCUGGUGUUCCCAUUGAAUUGGGUUGUUCUUGUAAGGAUGAUUUGGCUGCUGCUCACAAGCACUGUGCUGAGGCGUGGUUCAAGAUUAAGGGAAAUAGGACCUGUGAAAUUUGUCAUUCCAUUGCUCGGAAUGUUCAUGGAGCAAACGAGGAGUCAACUGAGCAUUCAAGCGACAAUAACAAUGCAACUACAGCAGCCACACUCUCUAUGCCUCCUCCUUCAGCAGAAACUCGAAGAUUUUGGCAUGGCCAUCGCUUCCUGAAUUUUCUGCUUGCUUGUAUGGUUUUUGCGUUUGUCAUAUCAUGGCUUUUUCACUUUAACGUGCCAUCUUCCUAGUUUCCUGAGGCUGUUAGUUUUUAAUCUAAAGUAUAUUUAAAGCUGAGUAGGGUGCAAACAAGAGAAAGAUGAGAAGAAAAAAAAGAAAUCCCACUCUAUAAUC